Messenger RNA from Myodes glareolus (Bank vole), 208 nucleotides. The record is from RefSeq and is a predicted model, not a curated record. Lineage: Eukaryota; Metazoa; Chordata; Mammalia; Rodentia; Cricetidae.
UCAGCCUCCGCCUCUACUCAUCAUGGACCCCACCUGCUCCUGUGCCACAGAUGGAUCCUGCUCUUGCGCCAGGUCUUGCAGAUGCAAACAGUGCAAAUGCACCACCUGCAAGAAAAACUGCUGCUCCUGUUGUCCCGUGGGCUGUGCGAAGUGCUCCCAGGGCUGCAUCUGCAGAGAAGCUUCGGACAAGUGCAGCUGCUACGUCUGA